Rhipicephalus sanguineus (brown dog tick) is the source of this 3968-nucleotide messenger RNA. It is a transcript of the gene VAChT, whose product is annotated as vesicular acetylcholine transporter. NCBI's taxonomy places the organism in Eukaryota, Metazoa, Arthropoda, Arachnida, Ixodida, Ixodidae. Bases 143 to 1882 code for a protein of 579 amino acids. The record is from RefSeq and is a predicted model, not a curated record. Gene Ontology annotation, molecular function: xenobiotic transmembrane transporter activity; acetylcholine transmembrane transporter activity. The transcript has 2 exons. Gene Ontology annotation, cellular component: membrane; AP-2 adaptor complex; terminal bouton. Gene Ontology annotation, biological process: xenobiotic transport; chemical synaptic transmission; transmembrane transport.
CCGCUCGAACGCGCCUCAGAAAGCGGCCGGCGGUUCCAGACGGGAGCUUUCUCGCUGUCCAGGGAGCAGCCGAGGCGGAGGGCGGCGGCUGAGGCGGUGGCUGCUGCACGGGCGGCUCCCGCGGGCACGGCCAGCAGCAGCCAUGGCGGUCUUGCCUAUCAUCAACCAAGACACGUCGCAGCUAUGGCGCCGGAUCAACGACAAAAUCGAGGAGCCCAAGAGCCAGAGGCGGCUCAUCCUCAUCAUUGUGUGCGUGGCCCUGCUGCUGGACAACAUGCUGUACAUGGUCAUCGUACCCAUCAUCCCGCAGUACCUGCGCAGCAUCGAAGCCUGGUACACGCACACCGAGGGAGGCAACAUGUCCUCCUAUGUGGUGAACGCCACCGUGAACGGCGUGGUCACCAACCGCACGGAGUGGCGUCGCACGGGGGGCCACAUUGUCUACGAAGGCGAAGAGUCGGCGGUCGGCGUCCUCUUCGCCUCCAAGGCCAUUGUUCAGCUGUUUAUCAACCCCUUUUCGGGGGCCCUAAUCGACAGGAUUGGCUACGACAUUCCCAUGAUGUUCGGCCUCAGUAUCAUGUUUCUGUCCACGGCUAUAUUUGCCUGCGGCAAGAGCUACGGCGUGCUGUUCUUUGCCAGAAGCCUCCAGGGUGUUGGCUCUGCUUUCGCGGACACCUCUGGGCUCGCUAUGAUUGCUGAUCGAUUCACUGAGGAGUCUGAACGAACCAAAGCGCUUGGCAUAGCCCUGGCUUUCAUCUCCUUUGGCUGCCUCGUCGCCCCGCCAUUCGGUGGUCUCCUCUACGAAUUCGCAGGAAAAGAGGUUCCCUUUAUCAUCCUCUCUCUGGUCUCGCUCGUCGACGGCAUCCUCCUGCUGUUCGUAAUGCAACCAGUCAAGCAGCAGAUGCGUGCAAUGGGCGUCGAACGGCCUGCCGGCACCCCCAUCUGGCGCCUGUUCAUCGACCCGUACAUCGCAGUGGCCGCCGGUGCACUAAUGAUGUCCAACGUGUCACUCGCCUUCCUCGAACCAACGAUCUCUAUCUGGAUGAAGGAUAAUAUGCACGUGGACGACUGGCAGAUUGGUCUCAUCUGGUUGCCGGCUUUCUUCCCGCACGUUGCGGGCGUUUACUUGACAGUGCGCAUGGCACGCCAGUACCCACAAUACCAAUGGGCUAUCGCUUGCUUCGGCCUGGCGCUGGAAGGGCUCAGCAGCUUCAUCGUGCCCUUCGCCCGCUCCUACUGGGUGCUCAUCAUACCACUCUCGGGCAUCUGUUUCGGCAUCGCCCAGGUCGACACCUCCUUGCUGCCCACACUGGGAUACCUGGUGGACGUGCGUUACGUGUCUGUCUACGGUUCCAUUUACGCCAUCGCUGAUAUCUCGUACUCGCUGGCGUACGCCAUCGGCCCCAUCAUCGCUGGCGGUAUUGUCGAGAGCAUUGGAUUUACGGCGCUCAACAUCUUCAUAGCCCUGUCUAAUCUUCUCUACUGCCCGCUGCUUAUGUCGCUGCGACACAUCUACGACUACAAGCCAUUCGAGAGCGAGGCGAAUAUACUGAUGCAGGACCCUCCGGCCAAGGAGUAUCAGACCUACAGGCUUCAAGACGGCGCAGCAGCUCCACUCCCGGUCACGAAUCACGUGCAACAGACCUCCUUUAUGGAAGGUGGCACCGUCACUUCAGCGCAUGGACAAGCUCAACAGCAACAACAUCAGCCCCAGCAGCUUCCAGCUGCAGGAAAGGUACAGGCACCACAGCACCAGCAACAACAGCGACCUCCGCACAAGCGUCCCGCCGCGAAGAAGCACGUACGCGUGAGAGGGUACAGAUCUUCGGACAUGGAAAUGAUGAUUACUAGCUCCGAGGAAGAAGAGGGUGACCUCGAGUGAAGCAUCCCUCUUGGCUGGGUAGAUGUCACAUGUGCUCAUCUUCGACGUUUCGGACGGCUCUCUGCGGAGGUGGUGCUCAUCAGCUCCUGUGUGAGCGGUAGAGGGUGACUCCGAGUGACGUACUGACUGCUUGGUGAUUUCUUUUUCCGCCUGGUGCGCACAUAUGUGUACUUCUAGACACUCCUACCUUUAGGGUAUUGAAAUGGAAGCGUUAAUGAAAGAAAGUGGUCUUCGCUGCAGUGUAUGAUGCUAGCGUAACGAUUUCUUUCCCUCGUUAAUUCCCGACAAGAGAACCAUGGUAGAUGACUAAGACCGCUUGAAAGGUGGACACGUUGCUGCAGGUCGUAGCAGGCCAUGGUAACAGAGUGGUAUGAAUUUAGAAAAGUGUUCAUUCAGUAGUGUCGUGGCAUAUGGUGAUGUCUCCCGCUGCUUCAGCCAAAGGCACUCUGUUACAAGCAGCUUCUAGCAAAGGUCGUGGUGGAACGCGCCAAUGCAAAUGCCAAGCAUGGUUGUGCCCCGCAAUAACUCGCCCUUCUGGAAACAAUAACCACCGAUGGCCUCCGCCAAGCUUGCGAUGAGCGUUUACAGAAUAUAGACCUUAAAGGACCUAGGCAAACACAGAAGACGUUAUAUUACACUGAUCGAUUCUCAUAAUACUACGAAGUGCAACAAGAAGCUUGUGCGCGUGGUUUGAAAUUCGGUACUGCUCUUUGUUAGAGAUGGUGUAAGGGCACAGCUCAUAGAGUAAUGGUAGGCGCUCUUGAAAAAGAAUGGGUUUAGCCUGCGAAAGGAAUUAGAGUGUUGUUGGCACUGCCUUCAUAAGGUUAUUUUGUGAAAACUGUUAUUAAUAAUUAGGUCCUAAAACUUUUUUCCCAAUCGCGUCAAUUCGAGCUAAUAUCGCCCAGUACUGAUGUGGCCUCCCUAUAAGCGUAUUGUUGUCUCAAGCCUUGCGAAUGAUGCGCAUGUAUUACGCUGAAAAAGCCACUUCAUUGUUUCAGGGCUUUUCUUGUAUUUUGGCUUGCUGCACGUUGACACUCUGAUGACUUCUGAAGAAGCUGUCAUCAAGCACGGAAAGGGUGUGACGGACAAAAAUGAUCCGUCUCAAUUCUGUCACGCUCUACGUGCUGUUUAAUGUCUGCUUAAGCAACGCGGCACUGAGCACAGGACAGCGCUUGGCAUAGCUGACACCAAACAGAAGAAACCUGCAGCCACACAGAGGUUACGUUUCUCUACACCGAGCCCAGUCGAUAGAAUGAUUUCGCUCACAGGCCUGCGGUGCUAAAAGCGUUGUUAGAAAUUGAGACCAUUACGAUUACGUGCGAAAAGACUGAGGGAUAAAAAUGCACAGUGAUAAAAUCCCACGAAAUGGACGCUGCUUUGGAAGCUUUAGUUGACAGCGAAUUUCGUUCGUGUGUUUUGGACCACGUCUCUCUCAUUUACCGGGGUUACGUAUACUGGCUCAGCACAAGAAGGCGCCAGAAGCAACAUACGGUGAAUGAGGGCACUUGCGGAAAUCUUUCAGCUAUAUCAAAUCAUUUGAAUACGCGUCUCUGCCCUCGCACAACGUACUUAAUGAGUUCCAUUGCUGCCUUGCGGUGCCUGUCGUGGGUAAAAAUUCUAGAUGAAAAACCCCUCACAAGAGGCCUGUGAGGAACGCGUAUAUCGGCAGAACCUGCUACGCAUCUAUAAACGAUGGGAUAUGGAGAGAUGUGCUGAUGCAACAGAGCCUGAGCAUUAGUUAUGUAUAAACAUGCAACACGCUUUAUAUUCUCGGCCACUUCAAAUGUCAUGCUCGCAUUGACUAGAAGUCGAUGUUAAAGCAGUUGCAUACAUACACACAUUCUUCUGCAUGGAGCAUCAGAUGUAGGGUUCCCAGGUUUUGCGACAGUGAAGAGCGCAUUAAACUCGCAUCAAUGCUUGCCUUAAAAUGAGUUCUUAUAAAUGAGAUGUUGUAUUUGUUUUUACUUUUUUAUCCAGAUCAGCACGUUAAAAUAAAGAAAGGAGGAAAAAACUUUAGAAAGAGUAUUCACGCACAGAGGACGCAAACUCCGAUUGUAGUUGAUCCUAGAAUUCCAGAAUUCAAAGA